AUGCGGCUCAAACGCGCAUCGCAAAUAAAGCCCUUGCUGAUGAUCUCAUUAUCCAGACCAACGAAGGCCGUGGUUAAUGCUCUCCAGUCGGAGAACAGAAAAAUCAACGCCCUGGUUCAACGACUCAAAGAUGCAACGACACCGGAAGAGCUUUGGCAGACCUUCCACUCGGGCGAGGACGAAGAUGGAGCCAAAAGUGUGCAGCCGCGAGGAGCCCGUACACCACCUACGUCUAGCUAUUCCCACAACGCCUCUCCAAAUGAGGAGAAGGUAAAUAACCGACCGGAAGAGACCGAGUUUGUUCAACUAGUUUCUGACCAGACGACAUUCGACGCCUCGUCCUACGUCUCCGUGGAUGAAUCAGGCAAUUUCAACAGCUUCGGACCCUCAUCAGCAUGGCAGAUGAUCACAGACACUCCGAAAACCAUUCAGUCAGCUGCAAAUUUCAACACCAAAAACACACUGGUUGCUAAUGCGGCCUUAACACGGCAGCUAGAGUAUCAAUUAGCCACGCUUGGCGAGCUUGACGGUGUACCUAUCGAUCUCGCAACCCAUCUCCUCGAUCUACACUGCAUUUUUGCUUGUGCCAGCAAGUUCUCCACAAGACCUGAGCUUCGAGAAAAGUUCGGCGAUUCUAAAACAGCCGGGUCUCAUUUCUUUCGUCAAUGCGACGAGCUGAUAAGCCAAGAGAACCUUCUCCUGCAGCCAAGCCUAUCCACUAUCGUCGGACUUUUACUUCUUGGGUCCACCCACGUCGCUCGAGGUGUAACCACAAAGGGCUGGCUUCUCACAGGUUAUGCCUUGCGCAUGGUAUAUGACCUCGGUCUCCACAUAGAUCGCAAAGGUGUCGAAAACGACGCCGUAGGUGAAGAAGCUCGGAAACGCAUUUUCUGGGGCGCUUUUAUCUGCGACAAGCUCCAGAGUCUGUACUUGGGCAGACCAUUUGCCAUCAAACUUCGCGAUGCACACGUUUCGCUCGAACUGAAUGAUAUCAUAGAGGAAAACGAACUGUGGACUCCAUACAAAGACCCGACAAUGGGCACAGCAGAAAAUGGAAGCGACUAUCAGCCACGGUUUCCAACAUACUCGGUGUCCUGCUUUCAGCAUCUUUGCCUUCUCUCGAAGAUCAUGACGCGCAUAAUCGACGAGUUCUAUGUUGUCGGCGCAACCGUGGCAAGUGCCCAAUCAAGUCUGCGCAGCAUUGAUGAUCUACUACGACAAUGGGAAGGAAACCUGCCCGAUGGUCUACGCAUAGACCCUGAAAAUCGAAAGAUGCGUAUCGCCAGCCAAGCACCGAACGUCCUCUGUCUUCAUGUCAUCUACAACGCCCUGAUCAUUCUUCUCCAUUGUCCUUUAGUGGCUGAUGGCCAUUUACGCUCUGCAUCACCGCCAGUUGUAUCUUGGAGGCGCUGCUCUGAAGCCGCAGAGAGAAUUACGCAGAUUGUGGCCUUGUACCGACAGCUGUAUACCCUUAGAGGAGCGCCAUAUCUGGUCAGCUACGGGUUGUACGUGGCGUGUACGAUCCAUGUUCGCAAUGCAGGAGCCAACACCCACACGGUUGCUAGUGAACAUGGAAAUAAGCUGGAGCGGAGUGUUCGCUGGCUUGAGGAGCUCGCAGUUCCCAAUCCUGCUGUAGAGAAGACUAUUUCCAUUAUCCGCAAGCUAAUGAGUGUGAGAGGUGUCAGCCUUACAGCAUGCACUAUCUCCUCCGGUGACACUGCGCACGAAGAGCAGUUUGACACAGAAGAGAGUUAUGGCAGUCAUUCUGAAUCGGUCAAUUCAGAUCUAGGUCCAUCAUUAUGGGAAGACAAAGGGUUUUUCAUUAACGCAUGGGACGAGUCUUUCUCGGACGAUGUUUUGUAUGGAUUUAUGGAGCAGCAAUCGUUCGACGGAUGA
Molecule: messenger RNA, 1896 nt
Organism: Penicillium argentinense
Lineage: Eukaryota; Fungi; Ascomycota; Eurotiomycetes; Eurotiales; Aspergillaceae
Product: fungal specific transcription factor domain-containing protein
Exons: 2
Coding region: 1-1896 (631 amino acids)
Biological process (GO): DNA-templated transcription
Molecular function (GO): DNA binding; zinc ion binding
Source: RefSeq, a predicted model, not a curated record